Molecule: messenger RNA, 1049 nt
Organism: Rana temporaria (common frog)
Lineage: Eukaryota; Metazoa; Chordata; Amphibia; Anura; Ranidae
Product: fish-egg lectin-like
Exons: 4
Coding region: 88-855 (255 amino acids)
Source: RefSeq, a predicted model, not a curated record
UCCCAUGAUGGGUGGAGUCCAGGCCCCAUAUAUAUAGAACAGUCUCCCGGAUCUCUAUAACUUCCACCUUCAUCCUCACCUACCAAGAUGUUGUUUGCUGUGAGCCUCCUCCUGCUGUGUGUCGGAAUCUCUGCUUCUGGAGAUUUUCAGUGCACAAUGAUCCCAGGAAAACUGAAACAGAUUGAUGCCGGCGCUGGUGAAGUGUACGGUGUGAACGAUAAUGACGACAUUUAUCGCUGGGUAAAUAAUGAAUGGGAACAAAUUUCUGGAAAGCUCAUCCAUGUUUCUGUUGGACCUGCUGGAGUUUGGGGUGUAAACAGAGCCAACGUCAUCUAUAAGCUCCAGGACAAUGAGUGGAUGUCUGUAUCAGGGCUCUUGAAGCAGGUAGAUGCUGGUGGUGAUAAGUUCUUGGGCGGAGUGAACGCACAAGACAACAUUUAUUGCUUGAGAAAGAGUUGCACAAUUUCAAGAUCUUCUGCUGUACACUUCACCCUACUGGAUGGGGCACUGCAAUAUUACAGCUGUGGGCCAGUGGGGUGCUGGGGAGUCAACAGCGGCAACCAGAUUUACUUCCGCCACAAUGUCAAACCAACAUCCUGCCUAGGAACCCAAUGGGAGCAUGUUCCAGGUGGUCUGGUGAUGAUAGAGGUCGGCACAGAUGGUUCUGUGUAUGGAGUCAACUCAGCAGGCAACGUGUACCGAAGGGAUGGAAUCAGCGCCCAAACUCCAACCGGUACAUCCUGGACCGAGCUGGACUUCUGCGCCACUUUCAAACACGUCACUUACGACAACGGCUAUCUUUGGCUCCUCAACCCAACUGGUGACAUCUAUCGAUGUGUAGAAACAAAUGAUUGAUUUGGCCAUAACACAAGACCAAGCUGAGCGAUCUAUAGCGUGAUCUGAGUCUAGAAGAUUACAUGGAAUGUUCUCUCCGUCUAUUCAUCCCUGUUAAUUAGUGUUUGGGUAUUCUUGUAUCUCUGCAAUGAUUUACACCGGCCACUCAUUCUAGAUAAGACUCUCAGGCCAUCACAUAAUUGUAUCUGAUUUUU